GCGGAGGGGCUCUGACAGGACGGGUCGAAAGGGGUCGUCCGGUAGGAACUGGGCGUCGAGAAUCCCGGGUGCCAGCGCCAGAGCAGCGGCUCUCCGUACUAAUUCCUCUCCUGGUCAGCCGUAGCCCCAGCCGCAGAGCCCGGCAACUCUCAGCCAUCGCCCGCGCAGCCCCGAGGGCCCCUCGCCUCACCUGUGCGUGUCGCGCCCCGCGCGCGCUGUCCGGCUGUGGAGAUGAGCGAGCUUAAUACCGAAACAUCCCCAGCAACCAACCAGGCAGCUGGCCCAGAGGAAAAAGGAAAAGCUGGCAAUGCCAAGAAGGCAGAGGAGGAGGAGGAGAUUGACAUUGAUCUGACAGCACCAGAAACAGAGAAGGCUGCCCUUGCUAUUCAGGGCAAGUUUCGGCGAUUUCAGAAAAGGAAAAAGGAUCCCAGCUCCUGAAUGGCCAGCCUUGCCCUUCACCUUCCCCCUGGCCCCUUCUCUCCCCUUCUUCACAGCCCUGACUCCCGUGCAUCUUUGUCCCUUGUCCCUCCAGCCUUUCCUUGAGGCAAGUUCAACCCUUAUAUAUUCUUGUAUCUGGCCCCCUUAAGCCAUCACAGAAGUAGAGGCACAAGAGAGGUGGAGAAGAUGAAGACUUCAAUCAGCAGCCACUUGUCUAAGGGUGGAACAAUUUCUUCUUGGGAUAAGGUUCUUUGAUCAGUAGCUAUGCCUGUCCUGUAGAAUUAAACAAGAGGCUCUGAGGCUGAGAGAGCUCCCCAACUGCAAUGUGGGAAGGAGGGGAAGGCCUUCAAAGUAGGGUACUUGAGGGUGGAACAUAUGCACUGUUCUGCUAGUUACAGCAUUCACACUUCAGGUAACAUUUUUUUCCCCUUUCAGAUCCUUCUGCACCAACUCCAACUUCCCCUCCCAGGAUCUAAGCCACAGUGGGGAUGGGGGCCUCCCUUUCUCCCUAGGCAGACCUCAAUCAAGCAGCUUACCACAUAGUGCAUGCUAAAUAGAUUAGUUCCAAGGAAGGGAGACUGGAAUGGUGGUGUCAAGGAAAACGCUCCCUCAUCAUCUAGUCUAGGACCAUAAGGGGCAGAAGCAGAAGAGGUUCUAGGGCCCCAGGCCGGGGAAUGAGAAGUAGGGUAGAUAUAGGGAGGAAAGAACAGUGAAGAAGCGGGGCCGGGCACGGUGGCUCACACCUGUAAUCCCAGCACCUUGGGAGGCUG
This is a messenger RNA of Saimiri boliviensis boliviensis (Bolivian squirrel monkey), 1208 nucleotides long. RefSeq names its product Purkinje cell protein 4 like 1 (gene PCP4L1). Lineage: Eukaryota; Metazoa; Chordata; Mammalia; Primates; Cebidae. The record is from RefSeq and is a predicted model, not a curated record.